ACAAUUCCUGACAAGAUGGCGCCCGGUAAAAGAAUUGUAUACUUUUAUGAUCCCGAUGUCGGAAAUUACCACUAUGGUCCCCAUCAUCCUAUGAAGCCUCAAAGAAUUGCCAUCACACACAGUCUAGUGAUGAACUACAAUCUAUAUAAGCACAUGCAGAUGUACAGGCCCUACCAUGCAGCUUCGACAGAUAUGUGUAGAUUUCAUUCAGAGGAUUACAUAGACUUUUUACAAAGAAUAUCACCAAGAAACACAGCCUCCUUUAGUAAACAAUUUAGUCUGUACAAUGUCGGAGACGAUUGUCCAGUUUUCGAAGGAUUAUUUGAUUUUUGCUCCAUCUAUACCGGAGCAUCCCUAGACAGCGCCAUUAAACUUAAUCACGACAUAUGCGACAUAGCAGUAAAUUGGUCGGGAGGUCUACAUCACGCAAAGAAAGCCGAAGCAUCGGGUUUUUGUUAUGUUAAUGAUAUAGUUAUUGGAAUAUUGGAACUAUUAAAAUACCACCAAAGAGUUUUGUACAUAGAUAUUGAUAUUCAUCACGGAGAUGGUGUCCAAGAAGCAUUCUAUCUAACUGAUAGAGUUAUGACUGUAUCUUUCCACAAAUAUGGCAAUUACUUCUUCCCCGGUACUGGGGAUAUGUAUGAGAUUGGAGCAGAAACUGGUCGUUAUUAUUCAAUUAAUGUCCCCUUAAGGGAAGGUAUUGACGAUCAAACAUACAUGAGUGUAUUCAAGCCUGUCAUGAAUCAUGUUAUUGACUUUUUUCAACCUUCCUGCAUUGUCUUACAGUGCGGAGCAGACAGUUUGGGCAGCGAUCGAUUAGGUUGUUUUAAUCUAAGCGUUAGAGGUCACGGAGAAUGUGUCAAAUUUAUUCGGGAUAAAAAUAUCCCUCUUAUGGUUUUAGGAGGUGGUGGAUAUACACCAAGAAAUGUUGCCAGAUGUUGGGCUUAUGAAACAUCGGUAUUGUUAGAUGAAGAACUAGAAAAUGAUAUUCCAUAUAAUGAAUAUGCGGAAUAUUUUGCACCAGAUUUUAUUCUCCACCUUGAUAUUGCCUCAAAACAAGAAAAUAUGAAUAAUAAACAAUACUUAGAGAGCAUAAAACAGACUGUAUUCGAAAAUCUUAAAAUGCUUCAACAUGCACCAAGUGUUCAAAUGCAAGACGUUCCACCGGAUUUUUAUCAAAUAGACGAAAGAGGAGAACAAGAUCCUGAUUCUAGAAAUCUUUUAGAUGAUGAAAAAAGAGCAGAACACGGGGGAGAAUUUUACGAUAAUGAGCGAGAUCAAGAUAGGGAAAGCGAAUCUACCAUAAUAGGAUAA
This is a messenger RNA of Dimorphilus gyrociliatus, 1314 nucleotides long. The record is from the annotation of a GenBank genome assembly. Lineage: Eukaryota; Metazoa; Annelida; Polychaeta; Dinophilidae.